This is a messenger RNA of Lates calcarifer (barramundi perch), 14347 nucleotides long. RefSeq names its product striated muscle enriched protein kinase b (gene spegb). The record is from RefSeq and is a predicted model, not a curated record. Gene Ontology annotation, biological process: protein phosphorylation. Lineage: Eukaryota; Metazoa; Chordata; Actinopteri; Centropomidae. Gene Ontology annotation, molecular function: protein kinase activity; protein binding; ATP binding.
AGCUCAUGGGACGAGGAAAGGGGGGGGGCACUGUGCAACUUGCUGGACGGGACUUGAUGCUUGCAUUCAAUCAGAAGCCAAGCAAGAAUAAACCUGAAGGGCCGCUGGAAAUAAAAGGAAACUCACCAAAGACCCUCACACCUCGCUCUGCAGAGAAGUAACACGUUACUGGGAGAUGGUUACAAAAGGCUGAAAAGUCGGAGAACAUAAGGAAAAGGAGGGGAAAAAGCUGGACCGUCACUUCCAAGAGACAAGUCAAGGGAGCUGUUAAUGCAACAUGAUCCAGUUGGUCUUGCCCUAAAAAUACCUCUGGACAGGAGAGUGGCAGCUAUCUCUAUCUGCUUAAUUACCUGGUAAUCAACGAUUUUCUUCUUCUUCUUUUGACAACAGCUGAGGUCAGAGAACAGCAGUUUGAGAGGAAUUUAUCCACAGCAGAAAUGCUUCUAAACAUUUUCAUUUGGUUUUCCUAGUGAAAGAAAGUAUAGAUGAUCUUAUAUUCAAAAAUGUGAAAGCUAUGCUAACUCUAACGUAUAUGUAGCUCACAGACACUAAUGCCCUGACUGAAUUGUGGUUAAGAUUACUACAGGAGGGCCCAGGCAGUGUUAAAGUCAUACAGUUUAGUCAGUUACAGGAUCUACCGAAUCAGUUCAACCAUGAGAAAAGCAGAGGUGCAAAUGACCCUGAAAAAAGGGGCAGAUGAAGCUGUGGCGCCCCCAAGCCCCAUCAUCCCCCCAAAACGGUCCAAAGCAAGCCCAGAGCAAGUUGUCCCAGAACCUCGAGGACCUGGUUUUCCCACCCCAACUCCGCCUGUCUUUAUACGUAAAAUGAGGAACGCCGCCGUAGGGACGGGCUGUGACAUCCGCCUGAAGGUGACUGUGGCCGGGGACCCCCAGCCCUCCCUGUACUGGUACCACAACGAUGACCUCCUCAACAUGGAGAACCAGGAGUACGGAGGACUUUGGAUUAGGGAUUGCAAACCCAGUGAUGCUGGCCUCUACACCUGCAUUGCCAAUAAUCACCUGGGAGAGGCUCGGAGCAGCGCUGUCCUCGCUGUCUUGGAUCUGGGUGAAGAUUCAGAAACAACAGAGGAUGAAGGUGGAGACCAAUUUGAGACCAAAGACGAAAGUGGGGAUGCUGAGGACCAGGCUGUGCAUACAGUGAUGGACAAAUGUGCAGAAGAUGAUAACAGAAGACAUGGACAUGAGGAUCACUCAAACACAACCAGGAGUCAGUCAGAGGAUUAUUCAAGAGAAUCUCCACCAGAAGUCCUCCCACCCCCAUCCCCAAGACUCGUCAAACGCCCUUCCACCUCUCCAAUGCCAAGUCGCUCUGGUUCAACCACACCUCUCAGCUUGCGAAAGAAAAUUGUGGUGCCAACUGAAUAUCAAGACACAGUGCCUGGAGAAUUUGAAGAAAAGGUUAAGCAGCCAAAAUCUGCAUCCCAGAGUAACACCCAGGACUCCCGUCCACAGACUCCACUAAGUGAGUAUUCCCGGAAAGAAUUUACCCUUAGACCAUCCCCAAAGCUCACCAGGGCAAGCUCAAAGGUUUUUGAGAAGGUCCGUGGUUUAGAGGAGCGGAGACGAAGCCUUGAUAUUCCAGAAGGUUCUAUUUCUGGAAGAUCUUGGGCAGGGUUUAAUCGUGAAGGAUCUGUUGAUUCAGAUGAUGGAGGAAGCCGGUUGGGCAUCUCUAGAGAAAGUUCAAGGGAAGACCUCAGGGAGGCUCUGAAGGAGGAUGCUGCUGAACGGAGAUCUAUGUUUAGACAAAGAGCUGCUUCACUGGAGGAGAAACCUCGCUAUUCCCAAAAAGUUCAGGACAUCGAGAACAAGUUCACAGAGGAGCUCCAGCGAAUUAAGAAACUUGUUGGAAAACCUCAUAUGAAGAAAUCAUUUUCAACCGAACAGCUUACCCUGAAGGGCAAGCAGCGCCAGCCUUUCAGGAAAAUUGAACCUAUUCCUCCUCAAGUCCUCCAAAAGCUUCAAGAAAGGGAACGUGCCCAGUGGGCAAAGGAACAGAGAGAAAAGGAUUUAGGUCAGCAACCAAUGCAGCAUCAACAGCAAACACAGCAAGAACUGCAAAGAUCCCAACCGCAAAAGACAACAAGCACUGGUACAACAACUGUAACAGUCAGUAGAUUUGGAGAGGUUGCAGGAACUCCAGAGUCAAUGCAGUUAUCCGACUUACCUGGACAACGAUCCGUUAGAGAGUUAAGUAGAGUAAGUCCUGUCACCGAAAUCAUUCAGAGAUCAUCAUCACCAGCGUUCUAUCAGCAACAAAGGGAAGAGUCACCAAGCAGAAAUGUUGCGGAGAUGACGUUACGCAAGGUUGAACGAAGGCCACCAAGUCCGCUUGUACAAAGGGUAUCUCGAAUGCAGGAAUCUCCACACAUCCAAGAAUCUCUUUUGCAAACAUCACAAAAGGAUGAAACUUCCGGGAGAAAGACACCAAUAGAAGUAGCUUUAAGAAAAAUUGAAAACAGACCUGAAAGUCCACUGGUACAAAGAAGGGCUGUCAUGCAAGAUCUUCCUCCUCAGCCUCCACCAAAACCUCAAAGGAUAUCACCAGUCACUCCAGUGGAGGAGAAAAUGGAAGUGGAGCUAUCCAGGCCAACUGCUAAGAUGAGUGUUCCUACAAUAAUUGUGGAAGAUGAAAAGAUGGAAGUAGAUGUUCCUGGGAAACCAAGUGAGCCUCAGCAGAUUACUACUAGUGCCAAAGAGGGACAACAACAGAAGACCAAAGGAAAAAACCGUCGCCCUCGACCCAUGUCUCCAGAGUUAGAUUCUUCAGAUGAUUCUUAUGUGUCUGCUGGAGAAGACCCAAUGGAGGCCCCUGUAUUUGAGUUUCCCCUUCAGGACACUGUAGUAUCUGCUGGUGCAGAUGUGCUACUAAAAUGUAUCAUUGCUGGAACCCCCAUUCCUGAAGUUACCUGGACAAAAGACAACACCGACGUCUCUGGAAUUGCAAAUUACACAGUCAAGGUGGAGGGUGAACGACACAGUAUGCUCAUUAAAUCAGCUAAAAUAAGUGAUGGUGGAAAAUACUGUGUAACUGCUGUUAAUCAGAUGGGAAAAGCAUCCAGCAGUGCCACGCUUAUAGUUAAAGCAGUGUCUGUACAAGAGCCUAAAGGAAACCUGGGUGUCCCUAUGGACAUCAGCAGCCCUAUUACAUCUGAUGAGGAGUAUCUCAGUCCCCUGGAGGAAGGCAUGGAUUUUGGAGUGCCAGAGCCAAGGCGAUCUAUUGACACACGAUUCAGGAAACCCCCUGCAUUCCUGGUAACAAUGAAUGAUCAAGCUGUCAUUGAAGGACAGGAAGUCACCAUGUCUGUCCGAAUAAGUGGACAACCCAAACCCAUGCUCUAUUGGCUGAGGGACAGAGUCACAGUGAAAACAGGCCCACGUCAUAUUGUGCGUGAGACAGAGGAUGGCACGUUCGAAAUGACAAUCAAGUCGGCAGUGAGGUCAGACUCUGGGGUUUACACCUGUAAGAUCAUUAAUGAAUAUGGAACAAAGCAGUGCGAAGGAAAGCUGGAGGUAAAAGCUGCACCAGUUGAGCCAGGCCUCGCUGUCAUCCGCCCGGUCAAGGACAUCACAGCCAAGGCUGGAGAGACCGUUUUGUUUGAGUGUCAUGUCAUUGGCCCGAAAGACACCGAUGUGGACUGGCUUGCGGAUGGGAAACUGAUCCAGCCGGCGUUGCUCAACUGCAAGAUGCACUUUGAUGGGAGAAAGUGCCGGCUGCUUCUCAACUCAGUACACGAGGAUGACAGCGGGACAUACGUGUGCAAGCUGAGCACAGCCAAAGAGGAAGUGACCUCAUGUGGCAAACUCAAAGUCAUCCCCUCCAUUGAACCUCUCUUCACUCGCAAGUUGGAUGUUCUGGAGGUGAUAGAGGGUCGAAACGCUCGAUUCGACUGCAAAGUCAGUGGGACGCCAUCUCCUAAGGUCACAUGGAGUCACUUUGACCAUCCGCUCAGAGAAAGCGAGGACGUUCGUAUUCUUCAGGAGGGCGGCCGCCACUCCCUCAUCAUUUCUCACGUGACCAACGAGGAUGAGGGUUUCUACACUGUCAUAGCCCAUAACAGUCAUGGCGAUGCAGAGAGCUCUGCUGAACUGUACAUACAGGAACCCCGGCCAGCCAUCUCUUCACAGAUGGCUAAACUAGAGAAGAUGCCGUCCAUCCCAGAGGAGCCAGAAGUCCCAGAGAAUGAGGUGGAGCGCUUCACCAUGCCAGACUUUAUCAAACCCCUUUACGACCUGGAUGUGAUCGAGGGAAAGGAGGCUGUGCUCAAAUGCAAAGUGGCUGGUUUGCCGUAUCCCACCAUCGUCUGGUUCCACAACGGCAAAAGGAUUGAGAGCACAGAGGACAGAAAGAUGACACAGUUUCGCGACGUCCACAGCCUGGUCAUCCGCUCCGUAUGCCAUGCCCACGGUGGCGUCUACAAGAGUGUCAUCUCUAACAAAGUAGGCAAGGCCACCUGCUAUGCUCAUCUCUAUGUUACAGAUAUCCUCCCUGACCCUCCUGAUGGGACUCCAGUGAUAGAAUCCAUCACUGGCAAAACCAUCACCUUAAGCUGGAAGAAACCAAGGAGGCUGGACCCCUCCAUUGAUCCCACCUCCCUGAUGUAUGCCGUUCAGCAACAAGCCCUGGGCUCCAUCCAGUGGAUCAUCAUAGCCUCCGGCCUAAAGGAGACCACCUACACCAUCACCACCCUCUCCAAAGGUGUGCGCUAUGCCUUCAGGGUCCUGACCAUCACCUCCAAGGCUUUCAGCAAACCCUCUACUGCCACCGACCCAGUGCAGCUCCUGGACCGAGGUCCCUAUCUUCAGGAGGCUCCAGUGAUCAUUGAUAAGCCAGACAUUGUGUAUGUGAUGGAAAACCAGUCGGUCACCAUCACUGUUACGCUCAAUCAUGUCAACGCUGCGGUCAUCUGGAAGAGGAGGGGAGUGGUCCUGGCCAGCAAGCCAGGCCUGUACGAGAUGACGAUGCCGGAUGACGACCAGCACACGCUGAAGCUGCUGAAAGUGAAGAGUGCUGACAUCGGAGAGAUGGUGUUUUUGGCCUCCAACAAGUACGGCAGCGACAGCUGCACCUUCAACGUGGAGAUGGCAGCUCCACCAACAUUUGAAACUAUCAUGGAGGACUUGGAUGUCUGUGCUGGGGAGACCCCUCGCUUUGCUGUGGUUGUUGAGGGCAAACCCAUUCCUGACAUCCUGUGGUUCAAGAAUGAUAUCCUGCUGUCCGAGAGCAGUCAUUACACAUUUGUGUACGAUGAUAAUGAAUGUUCCCUGGUGGUGCUAAAUGCUCAUCCAGAAGACUCCGGGGUGUACACCUGCACUGCCAGGAACUUAGCAGGAUCCGUGUCUUGUAAAGCUGAACUCACCAUUCAUGAAGCUAAAAGUAAAGAGGACCCAGUGGACGAUGAGGGGACUAUUCUGAGGAAAAUGCGCAGGUUGACAGACUACUAUGACAUCUAUAAGGAAAUAGGAAGAGGAGCAUUUUCCUAUGUGAAACGUGUGACCCAGAAGGUAGGCAAAAUGGAGUACGCUGCAAAGUUUAUCUCCACACGGGCCAAGAAGAAGGCCUCUGCUCUGAGAGAGAUGAGCCUGCUUUCCAAGCUGGACCACGAGAGAGUCCUUUACUUUCAUGACGCCUUUGAGAAAAAGAAUGCAGUCAUUAUCAUCACUGAAAUAUGCCAUGAAGAGCUGCUGGACAGAUUUACAAGGAAAUCUACAGUAAUGGAGUCUGAUGUACGGUCAUGUAUAAGACAACUGCUUGAAGGGGUGGACUACCUUCAUCAUCUAAACAUCAUACACCUGGACAUCAAGCCUGAUAACAUCCUCAUGGCAGACCCCCAUGGUGAUCAGAUCCGAAUCUGUGAUUUCGGCAAUGCAGUGGAGAUCAUGCCUGAUGAGGCUCAGUACUGCAAAUAUGGCACACCGGAAUUUGUUGCACCAGAAAUUGUCAAUCAGACCCCUGUGUCAAAAGCAACAGACAUCUGGCCAAUUGGAGUUAUUGCAUAUCUGUGUCUGACAGGAGUUUCUCCAUUCGCUGGGGAGAAUGAUCGCAGUUCUGUGCUGAACAUCAGGAACUAUAAUGUCGCUUUUGAGGAGAGCAUGUUUGCUGACCUUUGCCGGGAGGCCAAAGGGUUCAUCAUAAAACUACUGGUAGCAGACAGGCUGAGACCUGAUACUCAGGAAUGUCUCAGACACCCCUGGUUCAAGACACUUAGCAAGGGGAAGGCGAUAAGUACAGAGGCCCUGAAGAAGUUUGUGUCUCGCAGAAAAUGGCAGCGAUCAUUAAUCAGCUAUAAAUCAAAAAUGGUCAUGAGGUCCAUACCUGAGUUGCUGAACGAUUCCUCCAGCCAUAUCUCCAUUGCAGUUCCCAGGCACCUUAAAGAGGGUUCACCUUUGCCAUCAUCAUCCUCAGACUCUGAUGAAGAUGUUGACGAACUGCCAUUUAUUCCGAUGCCACUUAACAUGGAAUUCUCUGGAUCAAGGAUGUCACUGAACGACAUCCAGACCAAUGAGCAGGAAACAGGGAAGCAGAAUGGAACGAGUAAAUGGUCUGGAUCCCCUGUUCAAGUCCAAGAGGCAAUGGAGUGUGACGCUAAAGAAAUGGAUAAAGAAGGGGUUGAAAUCACAGGUAAAAGCCGCCAGCGGAAAAGGUCAUCACAAGACAAUGACAAGGGUUCCUCAGAUGAAGAACCACCUGCUGAAUUGCCACAAAAGUCAGAGCUGUCUAGAAAACCACUGCGAAGGGGUUCAAGCAUGGAGUCAGACAAACCAGAGGGACGACGAAGAGGAGAGCUCAGACGUGGAGGCUCGGCUGACAGUGCACUGCUGCUCAGGAUUACACCCGAGGAAGAAGCUGGAGAAGGAAACCAGGAGGAUGGCAGGAGAGUGCUGAAGAAAGCUGUCUCGAUGGAACUACCAAGGAGGAGCACCAGCCCAGGAACCGCCAAGAUGAGUCAAGAAGACUACGCUCUUAAACUGGAGCUGAUGAGACAGCGACUGCUUCGUGGUGGCUCGGUGGACAACAAAAUGAGUGGACUGAGAGGACCACUGCUGGAAACGUUAGGAAUGGGAGAUGAAAAACGUGCAAUAUCCUCAGAUCGCUACUCUCGUACUGCUCGUUUGGGCCCAUCGCCGCUAACUAGAGCUGCAUCCAGCGAUUCCCCAAGGGAUGAAGUUCCCAAACCCAAAGUUUUGCGCAAAAGUGCCUCUUUCAGUCAAGGUGAUUCAGAACCCAUAGCUUUACACCGCCGGUCUGGAGCUCCUCUGGAGAUUCCUCUGGCACAGGUAGAAGAGAGAAGGCUUAAGGAAGCUAUAUCAAUGUCCGCUUUAACUGAGCAAACCAAGCUAGACUCUCGUCCAGUGACUCCCAGGGAACCUUCACCAAAACCUCCAACACCAGAGUCUGUUGUGCAGGAGAGUCCUACGAAAACAGAAAGUGAGGAAUCAUUCAUGGAGAGAGAGAUGAAGCCUGAUGAGACAAUAAAUGAUAAAAUGGAUGGGUUGACAACAGAUAGUAAUUUUGAUGAGAGAUCGAGCACAAGUGGUUUCUCAGAGAAGGAUAUGAGCAUAUCAGAAGAACCGAUGAUUGAAUCAGAGUAUUCGGGCCAGAGAGUUCCUACACCUCCUCUUGUGGCCCAAAGCUCUAAACUAGAGGAGAAAAUGGAAGAGGAAGAAGAAGUAGAAAAAGAGAGAGAAGAAAAAGAAGAGAUUAUGAAAGAAGAAGAGGAAAGAAAUGUCAGUGUUUCUGAAUCAAACACUAAAGAAAAUGUAGAGGUUUCUGUAGAAAACAUAGAAGAGAAGGUAAAUGUCCCUGCUAAAUCUUCUGAGAUGAACGUAACCACAAGCUCAGUUAUGAUGAGACCAACACAAGAAUAUUCCCAACCCCCAGGAAAUGUUGUAUCAACUUAUGUAACACCCUCGCUUCCUGCUCGAGUUGUUCUUCCAGAUGGAAGGACUUCAGCGUAUGCCAGUAUUAUGCAGACCAUCAUGGUCCCUUCACUUCAGCCUUUCAGUGACACACCUUUAGGCCCCUCAACACCUGUUGUUGUUCCAGACAUGUCAUCAUCCUCAGUAUCAAAUGAAACACUUGCGCCCACAUCUUCACCUGCCAGCAUAUCCUCUGCUUCGCUUGGUCUGCCAAAGCCAGCCACAGUGUCAACCACUGAGCACCCUGCUGUAUACUCCAGAGUAGCAUCACCGGAAAUGAUCACAAAAGAACCCAGUCCACCAAAAACUACCACACAUUCCUCAUCCCAACAAGAGCUUUCGGCAGGAAUGGACUUCGAGGACAUUACCUCUGAGGAAGUCUUUGAGGCACGCUUCAAAAAACGAGAGUCUUCUCUCUCAAGAAGUCUAAAAUUUUUGUCCAGGUCCAAGAAUGAUGACAAAUCACAAGCAACUUCCUCAGACUCCACAGAGUCAGGUGAGGAGAUAUACAGACCUGGGCCAAUUGGUGCACCUUUGGAAUUAGCGCCAAGGAGACUUGAAGAGAAGUCAAAGUCAGUCCAGGACCUUCGUGAAGCUCAAAAGGACCAAGGAUUCAUGAGAAGACUCUCUAUGCGCCUUAAGAGAACUCCAUCAACUGAACGCAAAGACGAUCUGACCAAAGAAGACGACUCAGCUGCUUCAAGACGAAGGCUGUCUUGGACUCUUGGCCGACGAGGAUCACAAGAAAGGAAGGAAGUGGAGAUGACACGCAUGGAUGGUGGUGGUGACACCUUGGUGGAACAAGAUGAAAAGGAGCUUAAAAAACUUAAUGAAUCACCAGUCUUGGCAAUGCGAAGGAAGAUUGAAUCAACAGUGGCUGGGAUAUCCACCAGAAUUCGUAGCUACUCAGAGGAAAGGAGAGCAUCUGAGGAAAAGGAUCAGAAGAGGACACCCAUCCUUUCCAUGCUUCGUCGUUCAACGUCAGAGAGUCGUGGUUUGAAGGUCGCCAGUGUUCCUCAGAACCAGCUGGCAUCUCAGGCCAGUAAUGGUGCCUCAUCGGAGUCUCUAGACUCGAUGUCCAGCUUAAAGUCGGACACAUCAAAGGGUGUGGAGGCUGAGCGCAGGUCACGCUGGGACAGAUGGGGCCUGACCAGAGGGAGACGAGACAAGACGGUAUCACAACCUGACAUACCAACAGCAAUCUCUAGAGAAAAUAGUUCCUUACGCUCACGCCAAUACUCCAGACUGGCUUCUGAUUUCCCUCCAGUAUUCCACAUCAAGCUGAGAGAUCACGUCCUACUGGAGGGGGAUCCAGUCACACUCAGCUGUCUACCAGCAGGCAGCCCCCACCCACACAUCACCUGGAUGAAAGAUAAGAAGCCCUUGGAGAUUGAUGCCAGGAUGAACUUGAUCGCCUGCCCCGAUGGCCGACAGCUGCUGAUGAUCAUGCAGACAAACAAAAAGGAUGCAGGGGUUUAUGAGUGUGUGGCUACAAACCCCCUGGCCUCUGUGUCCAGUUCUUGCACAAUAUCCCUCGCUCGCCUGCCCAAUCGUCCUGGGACCCCUGAGAUUCCUCAGAAGUACAACAACACAGCGUUGGUACUGUGGAGGCCCUCAGACACCAUGGCCCCCUGUACAUACUCUCUGGAGAGGAGAGCAGAGGGUGAGACUAACUGGCUGAUCGUGGCAACAGGGGUGGCAGACUGUUAUUACAACGUGGUUGACCUGCCAGCUGGGUCCUCCUUCAGGUUCAGGGUGGCAUGUGUCAACAAAGCUGGCCAGGGGGCCUACAGCAACCUGUCAGAAGUAGUGACUCUGGAUGCUUCUGAACCAGCUAAAUCCAGUGCGACUGUGGUGGUUAAGACUGUCCCUGCAACUACUCCUCCUCCACCCGUGGUGAUGAUGUCGUCCAUGAAAGUGCCUCCCAUGAAACCAGCUCCCAGUAAAUCCACCACAGUGACACUUGCCCAACCUGUCCCUCCCCCUCCUUCAACUUCUGCUCCCUCUGUGGCUAAAUCUGCUUCUCCUAUAACCAUCAAACCUGCUGUUCAAGCUGAUGCUAGCCGGCCCGCUGUUACUCCCCCUGUUAGCACAGCCCCGUCUGAACAAGCUCCUGCUCAGACCGCCGCACCUGUCCAAGCCACGCCAGCAAAAGCCAAGACCACCAUUAGCAUCAGCGUGAGCAAACCCCAAGCCAAGUUGGCGCCCCCACCUGCUGUUCCGCCCAAACCUCAGAGUCCUGUAAAUGCAGCCGCUCCUAUAAUCAACAAACCCCCGUCUCCUGUGCCGCCACCUGCUGCACCUGUCAUCGGGAAACCUAUUUCAUCCGUGCCAAUGUAUGUGCCAUCUGCGACUGCACGUGUUACUCCGCCUUCUCAAGCCAGUUCCACUCCAACGACCACCACCGCCGCCUCCCCCUCGGUCACCCCCGUGACCGUCUCGCCACCUGUGGUGGUGGUGCAGAGCUUGACACCUGUGCUGCAGGGAGGGGACAGCCGGAGUACCCCGUCUGGACGGGUCACCCCAUCAGGACGGGUCACACCCUCGGGGCGCAGGACACCGCUGGGCAAGCCUGGUGAGGGAUCUCUGCGUCAAGGAGUCCCACAGAAACCUUACACCUUCAUGGAUGAGAAAGCAAGGGGUCGUUUUGGUGUGAUCCGUGAGUGCCGGGAGAACGCCACAGGCAACCUCUUUAUGGCCAAGAUUGUUCCCUAUGAGGCGGACAGCAAGCAGGCGGUGCUGCAGGAGUACGACAUCCUCAAGUCCCUUCAUCACGACAGGAUCAUGGCCCUGCACGAAGCUUACGUCACACCGCGCUACCUGGUGCUUAUCUCUGAGUACUGCAGCGGGAAGGAGCUGCUCUACAGCCUCAUAGACAGGUUCCGUUACUCCGAGGACGAUGUGGUGACCUACGUCGUGCAGAUCCUCCAGGGUCUGGACUACCUCCAUACCCGACGCAUCCUCCACCUGGACAUCAAGCCAGAGAACAUCAUCAUCACCUACAUGAAUGUCAUCAAGAUCAUAGACUUUGGCAGCGCUCAGACUUACAACCCUCUCUUCCUCAAGCAGUUCAGCCCUCCUAUUGGAACACUGGAGUACAUGUCUCCAGAGAUGUUGAAAGGGGAUGUGGUGGGCCCCCCAGCUGACAUCUGGAGUGUAGGCGUGCUGACUUUCGUCAUGCUGAGUGGCAGGUUGCCUUUCCUGGAAAAUGAUCCUCAGGAGACCGAAGCCAGGAUCCAGGCAGCAAAGUUUGACCUCUCUAAACUCUACCAGAAUGUGUCCCAAAGUGCCUCUCUGUUUCUUAAAAAGAUCCUCUGUAGCUACCCUUGGGCCCGUCCGUCCAUUAAGGACUGCUUCAAUAACUCCUGGCUUCAAGACGCCUACCUGAUGCGCCUUCGCAGGCAGACUCUCACCUUCACAACCACCCGUCUCAAGGAAUUCUUGGCUGACCAGCAGCGCAGGCGAGAGGAGGUGGCCACCAAGCACAAAGUUCUCCUGCGGUCCUACCAGAGCUCGACACAAACCCCCACCACCCCCACCAGCCCCGCCACGCCAAAUGUGCCAACCUCACCCACCACAGCGGUCACCCCGUGAAAACAGGCUUCCAAACAGUUGGUGGUUGACUUGUACGGGUGAAGAUCCUCAGAGUGAAACGAGGGUUUGGGCUGCGAGGUGGCACGGGGAGGGAAGGGGGGAUGUCCCUUCAGGUCUGAGAAGUGGAACUCAUGAAAGUGGUCGUGUUCUACAGAGACAUAGUUUCUUUGUCUUUUUUUUUGGUUCUUAAAAAGAAUCUAAAAGAAUGAUUUCACACCUAAGGAACUCCUACAAAGUUAUCAGAGCCUGACUGCAUUUUUUACAGUGUGGACCUUGUUCAUACAAGGCUGGACGGUGUCUUCAAGUUAGUACCUCAAGGUUUGUAACUUUGCAUACAUUUUGAAAUAAUAAUUGAAUAAAUUAUUUCUUUUCUUAGGGUCUUAGAGGGGACACAUAUUAAUACAUUGUUGUAACCCACCAUGAAAGGCCUGAGUUUUGAUGUGAAAAACCUGGUUUCAUUCACGAGGUUCCAAAAUCACACAAACUCAGCACAACUGCAAAACAAGGACUGCUAAAACAAUGAUGCCUUUUCCACAGUGACACCUUUCCUCUCUCAGUCUAUCAUAGUCUCAUAUUCAAAUGUUUCCUGACGAGCCAAGUGACCACAAGUUCAAUCUAUGAUGUCUAAUUCUGUCCUUCAGUAAAGACGACCUAGGAUGCUAAAUACAGCUCCCCAUUAACUCAACCACUCAAUUACUUUAAUUACAGCAGUGUCAUUUAUGCUACCUGGGUUUUAUACUGCCAUAGCACCUCAAAUGAGUGUCAAGAUUGUAGCAGCUCCAAACAGAACUUUAUUUGGAGUUUAUAAAACAUAUAUCGAGUUCAGAGGAUGCAGUGGAGGGUUCUCUACAAGGGCUAUCAGAAAAGGCACAAAUUUCUUCCCUGAUGUUAUAAAACAUGAUCGUUAUAAUUCUCUCAGUCUCAAAAGCUGAAAUUAUGUUUCUUUGGAAUCUGCUGUUAGAUCAUCAUCUUUGCUCCAAGUCAUGAAAUGGGCAGCGUAAGUGAGUCAGUGCAGAGCUGUCACUGUGUUGGUGCUCGGCAGAAACUAGUUCCUUCACCACAAAUAAGCUAAAGAAAACCAAACAUCUCAUUGGCUUCCAAUUUAACGACACUCUUCCGCUCAGCCCGGUGUCAAGGAUCCAGUUUGAUCAGUCGUGCAGAGAUAUUUACACUCGUCUCUUGAGUUUACUAAAAUGAGGUUUACAAGUUGAGUCAGUUUCUAUUGACGGUGCGUUCAGAGACAAGACCCUCAUUAAAUGUUAGAUCAUUUUGGGGGCGCAGUGGUGAACUGAAUGAGUUUAGAAACCCACUGGUGAUGUUGGGGUGCCUCUAAGUGCCCUUAAAGAGUUAGCAUUAGUCAGCAUUAAAAUAUCCUCUUCAAUUCACUGAGAAAGGAUUUUCUGAGUAAGACAUCGCUGAGUGUAUUUGUUCUUACUUUAAUUAUAAUUUUCAACUGCUGACAGCUCAGCUACUGCUUUCUUUGGUUUUUAUAAACUACAGUUUUUAAAUGGCAGGAUGUUUUAUAAAUAAAGUAAGGUAGGAUUUAAAUUGGUUGUAAUUAGCGUUAAACUUUACAUAAAUGAUUAUUGAUCGUAUUAUUCAUGCACCAUUUUAGUUUCCAGUCUGUGCGAGCAAACAACAACACUGCAGACUGUAUGAAAUAUAAAAUCAGUCCAUACACCUCUAGGAAAAACUGGAUUAAUUGGUUAAUUAAUUAUUAUAUAAGGAAUACUUCCUCUUAUUCCGUGCUUUAUAUAUGAGAUACGUUGAGGUAUAAGUCAAAUAAAAGCCUUUGUUCAUCAUGGAGAGAGUGUAAAUGAGCAGAUACAUGUCUCCUUAACUGGUUGAUAUUCAAACCACUGGAACAGAUCAAUAAUAAAUGUAAUCUAAUCUAAUUACAUCAGUGAUACACUGAUGCUUUAAUUUUAUCCUCAUUAUUUUAUGGUAAAUAAAUGGCUAAGUUGUAUUUUUUUCUGUUAUAUUGCUUUGCCUUGUGAGAGCAAAUUCAGAUUGCAGACCAGCAUGUGAGACAUUUUUUGAUCACGUUGGUGACAUGCUCCGGUAUCGACUACAGAUUUGCAGUUAACACAGUUAGUGUCAUUUCUGUGACAGAUGAGAUCAGUUUUAAAGAACGUGUCAAAGAGUCUCAAGCAGACACCGAUGAGUCUUUUUGGGUGGUAUAAAGCUUAUUAAAGAGUUAUUUUAAUAUGUGUAUUGACUGACAGAGGUUGUUGGUAAUUCUAUGAAAUUAUUUUACUAGUUCUAUAUAUUCUAAUGCUAUUGCUAGAUAACUACUGCCUUUUUCUGCAGCUCUUUGUCUUUUUCCUAUGCAGAGUAGAAGUUAAUCACUAAGGGAGUUGUUUUAAACCUGAAUGAAAACAUGCAAGAUGAGCAUGAGAAUGCAACAUUGCAUAAAAUUCUACAUGUCUGUGCAAUAUAUUAACUCUGUUCUUCAAUCAUAGAAGUUAAACGAUGACUGCUCGUGAGCAGACGACAGGGUUUUGAAGAUGAUGUUGAACGCUCCACAUUUUGUAUUAAAAUCCUAUGGCGUAUGUUGUGGAAUGUGUUGCAGUGCCUCGUGAUGGAUAUUAGACCCACAGAGAAAAUAGUUUGUUAAAUGAACGACUAGUUCUUUAUUUUUGAUUCUAUUAAUGUGACUGCUUUGUGUGUGUGUGUGUGUUUCCCAAUUUCUUUACUUAUUGAGUGACUGUAUUUGUUACAGCUUCUGCUUUUUAUUUUGUGAAAUUUCUGAAUCUGGCAUGGAAAAGGCAUGACAGCUGUUAAGGCUAUGAACAAUAAAGGAAAUGUGACAAAUA